AUGCACCUCGACCAGCCCGACUACGACUACGAGCUCCCCAACCAGUUCAUCCUUGAGCACCUCCACCAGUCCUUCUACGAGCACGACCUCGAGCACAUCCAGCACGACCUCGAGCACAUCCAGCACGACCUCGAGCACAUCCAGCACGACCUCGAGCACAUCCUCCAGCACGACCUCGAGCUCCUCCACAAGCACUUCGACAACUUCCACUCAACCAACAACGUCGAGCUUUUCUACCUCAACCACACCGUCAACCACGACCACAACAACCACUACCACCUCAACGUCAAGCAUACCCACUACCACCACUUCGGCAAUAACCACACCGACAACCACGACCACAACAACCACAACUACAACGACAACAACUACUACUACUACCACAUCAGUAGCCCCAGCGGGCCCAACCUGCAUCAACAACAGCUGCGGGAUCCUCGACAUAACCGAUUUUCAGGCGAUCGAAUCCAACCCAGACUGCUGCGUCGGAACCGUCUGCGCUGUAACUCUUCAACAGGUAACCGGCACAUGUCAAACCUGCGCCGCCGAAUCAGAUUACUGCAACACCAAUGCGGACUGCUGUGCCGGGCUGAUCUGUUUGGGCGGAACGCCCGAUGUUGA
Fonsecaea erecta is the source of this 618-nucleotide messenger RNA. RefSeq lists its product as hypothetical. The record is from RefSeq and is a predicted model, not a curated record. The coding region runs from base 1 to 618 and encodes 205 amino acids. Lineage: Eukaryota; Fungi; Ascomycota; Eurotiomycetes; Chaetothyriales; Herpotrichiellaceae. The transcript is spliced from 2 exons.